Messenger RNA from Cricetulus griseus (Chinese hamster), 1422 nucleotides. The record is from RefSeq and is a predicted model, not a curated record. NCBI's taxonomy places the organism in Eukaryota, Metazoa, Chordata, Mammalia, Rodentia, Cricetidae.
AUGUUGCACUGGCUUAGGGGCUUCGUGCUGCCCCCCGCGGCCUGCCAGAGUGACUAUGACCGCCUGGCCUAUGAGAUCCUCUUUGAUGACCUGGACCACAAUGGGGAUGGUGUGGUGGACAUCGGGGAGCUCAGGGAUGGGCUGAAAAACUUGAAUUCCACGUUUGUGGACGACUCUGAGAAGAUAGUUCUUCAUGCUGCAGAUGUCAACGCUGAUGCAGGACUGGAUUUUGAAGAAUUUAUGCAGUACCUUCAAGAGCAUGAGAAGAAAAUGAAACUGGCAUUUAAGAGUCUGGACAAAAAUAAUGAUGGAGUGAUAGAUGCUUCAGAAAUAGUUGCUGCCGUGAAAUCAUUGGGAAUCCACAUUUCUCUCUCUCAGGCUUACGACAUCCUGAAAAGCAUGGAUACCGAUGGGUCAAUGACAGUCGACUGGGAGGAAUGGAGAGACUACUUUUUCUUCCACCCUGCAAAAAAUAUCAAUGAAAUUAUCCGUUUCUGGAAGCAUUCUACAGUAAUUGAUAUAGGAGAGAGUAUAACUAUUCCAGAUGAAUUUACAGAACAAGAAAAGAAGUCUGGGGAAUGGUGGAAACGGUUAGUAGCAGCAGGAAUAGCAAGCGCGAUCACACGGACAUGCACAGCACCUUUGGAACGCAUGAAAGUCAUAAGGCAGGUUCGCAGAUCAAAAGUGAAUAAAAUGGGAUUCCUUAAUGAGUUCAGGCAGAUGAUAAAAGAAGGAGGACUUUUUUCUCUUUGGCGAGGGAAUGGUGUGAAUGUUUUUAAAAUUGCACCAGAGACAGUACUCAAGAUUGGGGCCUAUGAGCAGUAUAAGAAAUUUCUUAGUUUUGAUGAUGCUAAUUUAGGAGUUCUUCAACGAUUUAUAGCUGGUUCCAUGGCUGGUGCGACUUCCCAAACCUGUAUCUAUCCCAUGGAGGUGAUAAAGACCAGGCUAAUUUUAGGUAAAACAGGCGAGUAUUCUGGGAUUCUCGACUGUUGCAGAAAGCUUCUGAAAACAGAGGGCAUUCAGGUCUUCUGCAAAGGCUAUAUUCCCAACCUGAUUGGCAUCAUUCCAUAUGCAGGUGUAGAUCUUGCCAUCUUUGAGCUUCUGAAGAAUUACUGGCUGGACCACUACUCAGUAAACUCGGUGAACCCUGGGAUAUCGAUCCUUCUGGGCUGCAGCACACUGUCACACACUUGUGGCCAGUUAGCCAGCUUCCCCAUGAACCUUGUUAGAAAUCGCAUGCAGGCAGCUACUCGGAAAAAGGAAACCAUACAUAUGCUGCAGCUCAUUAAAGAAAUAUACAUUAAAGAAGGAAAGACGGGAUUUUUCAAGGGUCUCGCCCCUAACAUCAUCAAGGUGCUUCCAGCAGUGGGCAUUGGCUGUGUGGCUUAUGAGAUAGUGAAAUUGCCUUUUGGGUUAACCUAG